UCUGAGGGCCGCUAGGGGCUGUGCUGGCCCCGCCGAGGCCGCCCGAGGGGGCGAUUUGGGCCCAAAAAGCACCAGUUUGGGAGCAACAGGUGGGUCAGCAGGGGCAGGAGCAGCCCGGACGCCUGGUCCCUCCCAGCGUCUGCGAGCCCCGGACGCCGUCGCGCCCCAGGGACGUCCCCACGGCGUCACCCCUUCCCGGACGCCGUCGCCCCGCGGGAGGGACCCCGGCAUCCGGGCCUGCUCUACCCACAAGGCCCCGCUGCCGGCGGCGGGCGGCUCCUCCCCGGGCGCAGGCGCAGCGCCGCGGGGACCCGGCUUCCGGCCCCGCGCAGAGCGCCAGGGCCCGCUGCCGGCGGAAGGCCCAACGGCGGCCGCGGCGCCCGGGUUCGGCCGUCCCGCGGGGACCCAAGGUCCCGCCGGGCCCCGGACUCGGCCGGUCCGGGAGGACCCAACGUCCUGACGUUCCCUGGACUCGGCCGGUCCAGGAGGACCCACCGUCCUGAAGGUCCUUGGACUUAGCUGAUCCAGGAGGACCCACCAUCCUGAAGGUCCUUGGACUCGGCCGGUCCAGGAGGACCCACCAUCCUGACGGUCCCUGGACUCGGUCAGUCCAGGAGGACCCACCAUCCUGAAGGUCCUUGGACUCAGCUGAUCCAGGAGGACCCAACAUCCUGACGUUCCCUGGACUCGGCCGGUCCAGGAGGACCCACCAUCCUGAAGGUCCUUGGACUUAGCUGAUCCAGGAGGACCCACCAUCCUGACGUUCCCUGGACUCGGCCGGUCCAGGAGGACCCACCAUCCUGAAGGUCCUUGGUCUCGGUCGGUCCAGGAGGACCCACCAUCCUGACGUUCCCUGGACUCAGCUGAUCCAGAAGGACCCAGCAUCCUGACGCUCCCUGGACUCCGUUGGUCCAGGAGGACCCAACAUCCUGACACUCCGCAGACUCGGCCGGUCCAGGAGGACCCGCCGUCCCACCACAGCCCGGAUACGACCGCUCCAGGAGGACCCACCAUCCCAUUGCACUCCGCACUCAACCACUCCAGGAGGACCCACCGUCCCUCCGCACCCUGGACUCAACCACUCCAGGAGGACCCACCGUCCUGCUGCUCCCCAAACGUGGCUGCUCCGGGAGGACCCAGCGUCUCAUCACACUCUGGACUUGGCCACUCCAGGACCCAUCGUCCCGUUGGUCCCCGGACUUGACCGCUCAAGGAGGACCUGCCAUCCUGCCACGGCCCAAACUUGACCACUCUGGAAGGCAGCUCCAUCCCGUUGCACCCCGGACUCAGCUGCUCCAGGAGGCCCCACCGUCCCACCGCUCCCUGGCCUUGACCGCUCCAGAAGGACCUGCCGUCCCAUCACACCCCGGACUCGGCCGCGCCACGGGGACCCGCCGCCCCGGGGGCCAUGGAGACCUGGCGCCAGUGCACCCGCUGGCUGGUGGCCGCCCGGGUGCUGCCCCCAGGCCACCGGGCCAACAGCCCCGGGGGGCGGGUGUCGGACCUGGCGCAGGCGCUGCGCGAUGGCGUCCUGCUCUGCCACCUCCUCAACACGCUGCUGCCCCACGCCGUGCACCCCCGUGACAUCAACCCCCGGCCCCAGAUGUCCCAGUUCCUCUGCCUGAAGAACAUCCGAACCUUCCUGGCCGCCUGCGCUGACAAGUUUGGGCUCCGAAAGCACCAGCUCUUCGGCGCCUUUGACCUCUUCGAUGUGCAGGACUUCGGCAAGGUGAUUGACACCCUCUCAACGUUGUCAUGGACCCCCAUCGCCCAGAGUAAAGGCUUCACGCCCUUCCCAGCCGAGGACAGCGUUGGGGACGACGAUGUCUACAGUGGCCUCUCAGACCUCAUCGACGACACGGCGGAGGAGGACGACGAUCUCUACGACUGCGUUGAGGCCGAAGGCGCCGAUGGUGACGACAUCUACGAGGACCUCAUGCGGACAGAGGCCCCCGGGCCCGCGCACAAGGCGCCCGGGGUGGACAAGCAGCUCUGCUGCCUCCAGGAGAUCCGGCAGACGGAGGAGAAGUACACGGAGACGCUGGAGUCCAUCUGCCAGCACUUCCUUCGGCCCCUCCGGCGCUUCCUGCAGCCCCAGGACCUGGAAAGCAUUUUCAUCAACAUCGAGGACCUGCUCCAGCUGCACCGGGUCUUCCUGGCAGAGCUGCGGGCGGCGCUGGGGGGGCCUGGGGGGGCCCGGGGGCUGCCCCCCCUCUUCCUCGCCUACAAGGAGAGGUUCCUGCUCUACGGCCGCUACUGCAGCCAGGUCGAAGCCGCCUCGCGCCGCCUCGACCAGCUGGCGACCGCCACCGACCUCCGCAUGAAGCUGCAGGAGUGCUCCCAGCGGGCCAACAACGGGCGCUUCUCGCUGCGGGACCUGCUCAUGGUGCCGAUGCAGCGGGUGCUCAAGUACCACCUGCUGCUCCAGGAGCUGGUGAAGCACACGCCGGAGCCCACUGAGAGGGAGAACCUGCGGGUCGCGCUGGAUGCCAUGCGGGACCUGGCACAGUGCGUGAACGAGGUGAAGCGCGACAACGAGACGCUGAAGCAGAUCACGAACUUCCAGCUCAGCAUCGAGAACAUGCCCCAGUCGCUGGCCCAGUUCGGACGCCCCAAGAUCGACGGGGAGCUGAAGGUUUCCAGCACUGAGCGGCGAACUAAGGCUGACAGGUACGGGUUCCUGCUGGACAAGGCCCUCAUCAUCUGCAAGCGCCGGGGGGACUCGUUCGAGGCGAAGGACAUCGUGGACCUGUACAGCCACCAGCUGCGGGACGGUGGGCUGGGCCCCCGCGAUGGCAAGAAGUGGACCCACACCUUCCUGCUGAUCGACACAGCUGGGCUGCAGGGCUACGAGCUCUUCUUCAAGACCCACGAGCUCAAGAAGAAGUGGAUGGAGCAGUUCGAGAUGGCCCUCUCCAACAUCUUCCCCGAGCAUGCCCUGGCCGACGGGCAUGAGUUCCAGAUGUUCUCCUUCGAGGAUACCACGUCCUGCAAGGCCUGCCAGAUGUUGCUGCGGGGCACCUUCUACCAGGGCUAUCGGUGCAGCCGGUGCCGGGCCCCGGCCCACAAGGAGUGUCUGGGGCGCGUGGGGCCCUGCGGCAAGAGCGGCUACGAUUCAGCUGCAGCCAGAAAGAACAAGCUGCAGCGGCCAGGCCCAGAGAAGAAGCGGGCUGACCUGGGGCUGCCCAAGAUGGAGGCGAGCCAGCCCUACAGCGGCAUCCCCCCGCCGCCGGGGAACAUGGGGCCCCCCUUGCGCCUCAGUCCUGGGGACGUUGUGGAGGUGAUGAAGGCGGAGGUCGAGCAGCUCUGGUGGCAGGGCAGGAGCGCGGCCACCGGUGAGGCCGGCUGGUUCCCCUGCUCGGCCGUCCGGCCCUACGUCUGCACGCCGCUCCCGGAUCUCUCCGUCUACCUCUGGUACGCAGGCCCCAUGGAGCGUGGGGAGGCCGAGCAGCUGCUGACGCCCCGCUCGGACGGCACCUUCCUGGUGCGGCAGCGGGUGAAGGACGCCGGCGAGUUCGCCAUCAGCAUCAAGUACCGCGCGGAGGUCAAACACAUCAAGGUCAUGGCAGUGGAGGGGCUGUACCGUGUCACCGAGAAGAAGGCCUUCAAGGGGCUGGUGGAGCUGGUGGAGUUCUACCAGCGCAACUCGCUCAAGGACUGCUUCAAAGCCCUCGACACGGCCCUGCAGUUCCCCUUCAAGGAGCCCGAGCACCGGGCCAGCCCCCGGCCACCCGGCGCCGUGCGCUACUUCGGCUCGGCCAAGGUCCGCUACGACUUCUGCGCCCGGGACCGCACGGAGCUGACGCUCAAGGAGGGCGACGUCAUCCGCAUCCUCAGCAAGAAGGGCCACUCGGGCUGGUGGAAAGGGGAGAUCUACGGGCGGGUCGGCUGGUUCCCCGCAAACUACGUGGAGGAGGAUUACUCCGAAUAUUGCUGACCCCCGGCCCGCGUCGCCCCCAGACCCUGAGAAUUUGGGGGGGGGGGACAGCACUGCGUCCCCCGUGAGGACAUCGGGGCCGGACAUGGAGACCACCCCCCCCCUGAUUAAUUUAUAACCCCCCCUUAAAUCCUCCUGCCCCACGGCGGCAAUAAAUGAGGAU
This is a messenger RNA of Dromaius novaehollandiae (emu), 4100 nucleotides long. It is a transcript of the gene VAV1, whose product is annotated as vav guanine nucleotide exchange factor 1. Gene Ontology annotation, biological process: intracellular signal transduction; cell migration; regulation of GTPase activity. The transcript has 27 exons. Gene Ontology annotation, molecular function: guanyl-nucleotide exchange factor activity; protein binding. Gene Ontology annotation, cellular component: cytoplasm. The record is from RefSeq and is a predicted model, not a curated record. Lineage: Eukaryota; Metazoa; Chordata; Aves; Casuariiformes; Dromaiidae. The coding region runs from base 1409 to 3937 and encodes 842 amino acids.